Molecule: messenger RNA, 1193 nt
Organism: Cuscuta campestris
Lineage: Eukaryota; Viridiplantae; Streptophyta; Magnoliopsida; Solanales; Convolvulaceae
Source: the annotation of a GenBank genome assembly
CAGCACACACACUCAACAGAGUUCCAUCUAAAGCUGUCGAGAGCACACCAUACGAACUAUGGCGUGGGAGAAAACCGAGUUUCUCGUACUUUAAGAUUUGGGGCUGUGAAGCUUAUGUAAAACGUCUCAUGACGUCUAAAAAUGAGUCAAGCAGCUGGCAACGACGGACAGGCUGUCCCAGAGGGUGAGCCUGAGCACGUGAGCGUGCACACUGAAGCGUCAAGCUUCACACCCCAGCAGGCCUCUGAGCAGGCGGUUCCGGGCGCGGACCCGAUUCCUGAAGCUGUCCCUAUCAUUCAUUGGGCCACUUUUGAUCGACUCUUCCAUGAGGAGUACAUCCCAGAGCACUUCGUCGAGGCGAAGCGAGAGGAGUUCUUGAAGUUCACCCAGGGUGAACUCACGCUGCCUGAGUAUCGUCAGAAGUUUGGCGAGCUCGCGGGGUUUGGGCAAGACCUCGUACCGACUGUGGAGAAGCGGUGCAAACGCUUCAUGGAGGGCUUACGCGCAGGGGGCGUCAGCAGCACCAUCCCGUCCUCCUCCACCCUAGAAGGUGGGGACCAGCAGCAAGAGGUCCUUUGCAGCGCCGAGCAGCUCUCACAAGAGCAAGAAGGCAUGGAUUGGCUCACCGCCAACCAAGCCGUUGUUGACUGUGAAGCUCAUACUGUUCGAUUGAGAGCCGAAGACGGUAGUGACGUACUGAUCCAUGGUGAGCUUCUUCCGAAAGCUCCAGAAUUCAUUUCCUACAUUCAUGCUCGUCGACUCAUUCGCAAGAAGUGUGAAGCAUUCUUGUGCACAGUGCGUGACACUUGUCAGGAGGCGCCUAGUAGGGGGGACAUCCCAACGCUGAUACAGUCACACUAUGAGAAUCUUACGUAUGAGGAGGAGCCAGUUGAGAUUCUGGCUCGCGAAGUCCGUCAAUUGAGAAACAAAACCAUUCCGCUGGUCAAGGUCCUGUGGAGAAGUCACACCGUUGAGGAGGCGACAUGGGUAACCGAGGAAUCCAUGCGCGCUCGUUAUCCACAUCUUUUCAGUGAUCAGAUUCACUCAUCAGCUUAUGCUGAGCGUGUAGUUGUCUUUGCUACACGCAGAUAGACAUGACGGUGCGGGUGCUAACCCUGGAGAGCAGUGACGAUGGAGAGAUGGACGGCGCGCGGACGGGCUUUUUUUUAUUUCCAUAAACUUAAUUAAUUAAU